AUGGACGUCCAGGGGAAACCCAAGCCUAUCCCGGCUUAUUACUGCUGCUAUCUGCUCCGUUCGACCGUUCGGCACGCCUCGCUUUAUAUCGGCUCGACGCCAAACCCGAUCAGACGACUGCCGCAGCACAAUGGAGACGCCAAAGGUGGGGCUAAGCGGACUUCGCGCGACAAACUACGGCCCUGGGAAAUGACGCUGGUGGUUGAAGGGUUCAUGAGUCGUGUUGGAGCGCUACAAUUCGAAUGGGCAUGGCAACACCCUGAAAAAUCACGUCAUCUGCUAGAAGACGGCGGAGAGCUGGAUAUACAGUCCCAAGUCCCUACUAAUUCGAAGACGGGCAAGGCCAAGCCGCGGGCCUAUCGAUCUAGAAGAUCAUUGACAGCUCAUUUGGAAGACUUGCAUUCACUCCUUCGGUCCGUCUAUUUCGCUGCCUGGCCUUUACGCAUUCGCUUCUUUUGCGCGGACGUCUAUCGCGUCUGGAGGAUAUGGAAUGAGCGAGUCGACGUCCCUUUACCCGACGAGAAGAUCAUUCUGGAUGGGGACUGCCCAGGCCAAGGCGGCAAUGAUCUCGCUGUCGGUAGCAUCAAUGGAUUAUCAGUGGAAUAUACAAAGCUGGAAGGUCACCUAGAGAAGUCCAUGUUUCUUCUCGACGAUGCACAGGACCUUCGAUGCAAAUUGUGCAGCAGUUCGAUCGCCCCCAAUACGGAACAAAUUGUGAUCUGUCCGCACACAGAUUGUCGAGGCGCGCAUCAUCUUCUAUGCCUGUCCGAUGAGUUCCUCAAAACCGCGAAUGAUUCUGAUAUUCUCAUACCCACGAGCGGAGUCUGCCCGGUUUGCGACACCAUCGUGUCCUGGCCAUUAAUGAUGCAGGAGCUCAGUCUCCGCAACCGAGCCGAAAAGGAAGUCCGCACAAUUUUGCGGAGGAAAGAGAGGCGUGACCGCAAGGAAAACGCAAAGACUUUGUCCAGUAAGGAAUCUGUACGUCAGACGUCCGUUGAGCCUAGUCAGAGAGCUCUGCAGGAUCAGGGAUGCCUAAUGGACACGGAUGAUCCCCUCUUGCACGACGAUUGGUAUGAGCAAGUCGAUAUGGAAUCAGACACGGAGCAUGGCACACAGAAACACCAAUCUCCCCAGCCACCAUCGAGACUCGAGAUCGUCAUUGAAGACAGUGAUUGGGACGACGCUGAGGUCAUCGAAUGA
Molecule: messenger RNA, 1200 nt
Organism: Penicillium daleae
Lineage: Eukaryota; Fungi; Ascomycota; Eurotiomycetes; Eurotiales; Aspergillaceae
Product: structure-specific endonuclease subunit SLX1
Exons: 2
Coding region: 1-1200 (399 amino acids)
Biological process (GO): double-strand break repair via homologous recombination
Cellular component (GO): Slx1-Slx4 complex
Molecular function (GO): crossover junction DNA endonuclease activity; 5'-flap endonuclease activity
Source: RefSeq, a predicted model, not a curated record